Stomoxys calcitrans (stable fly) is the source of this 1106-nucleotide messenger RNA. It is a transcript of the gene Rrp4, whose product is annotated as exosome complex component RRP4. The transcript has a single exon. NCBI's taxonomy places the organism in Eukaryota, Metazoa, Arthropoda, Insecta, Diptera, Muscidae. The record is from RefSeq and is a predicted model, not a curated record. Gene Ontology annotation, cellular component: nuclear exosome (RNase complex); cytoplasmic exosome (RNase complex). Bases 97 to 993 code for a protein of 298 amino acids. Gene Ontology annotation, biological process: TRAMP-dependent tRNA surveillance pathway; U4 snRNA 3'-end processing; poly(A)-dependent snoRNA 3'-end processing. Gene Ontology annotation, molecular function: RNA binding.
ACUUUUAUUGAGUGGGAAAUUCAUCAGUCUGUUUUUCAGCGUGUUUUUGUUUACAUUUUUAUUUCUACAUAAAUUUGAUAAUUUUUGUUAAUAAAAAUGACCACCAACGUUAAUAUACGCCUGGCUUUGGAUCGCGUAAACAUGGGAUUGUUGGCCCAAAAUCAGGCCAAUGCUCCAAGACUGUAUACACCCGGCGAAGUGGUCACCGCACAGCAAGGCUUCAUGAAAGGCCAUGGCACAUAUGUGGAGGGUGAUGAUAUCAAAGCCUCUGUGGCCGGUGUUAUGGAACAAGUCAAUAAAUUGGUCUCCAUUAAACCUCUCAAAAGUCGUUAUGUUGGCGAAAUUGGUGAUGUGGUUGUCGCACGCAUAACCGAAGUGCAACAAAAGCGUUGGAAGGUUAACACCAACUCUAGAUUGGAUUCAGUGCUGUUACUCUCCUCAGUGAAUUUGCCUGGAGGCGAGUUGAGAAGACGUGUGGCUGAGGAUGAGCAGGCCAUGAGAAAAUAUCUACAAGAAGGUGAUCUUAUAUCGGCAGAGGUGCAAAAUAUCUACGACGAGGGUACCUUAUCGUUGUAUACUCGCUCCCUGAAGUAUGGCAAAUUGUCACAAGGGGUGUUGGUGAAGGUGUUUCCCUCAUUGGUAAAACGGCGAAAGACACAUUUCCAUAAUUUGCCUUGUGGCGCCAGCAUUAUAUUGGGCAACAAUGGUUUCAUUUGGAUAUCUCCCUCUGCAAGCGGCACUGGCGAAGUUGGUGAUGGUGGUUUCUCCCAGAAUUUAUCCGAAGUAAUACCUAGAGCCGAUCGUGAAGUUAUAGCCCGUCUAAGAAACUGCAUUUUGGCAUUGGCCCAUUGUAAAAUGAUGCUGUAUGACACCAGUAUAUCAUAUGCCUAUGAGGAGUCCAUGAAAUAUGAUGUACACGAAUUGUUACAACAAGAGGCCAUAUUUGAUGUGGCAUUUUUAACACAGCAUCGUUUACGACUGCAGGAGGAGUAAGCCGAAAUGAUAUAACCUGAAUGUUUAUCGUAGAUUUUAAGUUGAGUACCUAUUUUUUGUAAAUUGAAUUUGCAAUGACAGACUGAUGAAUAAACUAAAAGGGAAAAGGAAAA